CACACACACACACACACAAAACCCACGGCCUAUAUCUAUAGUUACAGAUUCUAUAGAUUAGAUCAAACAGAGGAGGAUGCAACAACACGUACAACACUGACACUGAAUGAAGGUUGAUUAUAAUCUUAAUCUUGCCAUUGUCAUGACAGACAAAAACUCACAGUGUUCUCUUGUGCCAAAAAUCGUUCUCUUAACUCAAAGGCCUUUUUCAGCAUAGAUUACAGUCACAGCUUGAUGUAGAAAAGUAUCUGCGCAAAGGCAAAGCCCUUUUUCAGCAUAAUUAAUAACUGUGAUACCUUGUGGACGGAAAGUGUUUUCUAAAGAUUGCAUGCAGUGAUAACUUGAUGAAGAAAAGUGUCCGCGAAUAGGAAAAGAUCUUUUCAGCAUAAUUAAUUCACUACAGUGAUAACUUAAUGUACGACAGUGUUCGUCAAUAGACAGGUGUUGUGUUUGUUUCUGUUUGAGCAAAGAGGAGCACAUCGACUCAAUAAUCGUCAUUUUGGACUAGGGAGAAGUAAGACAAACAGACAGAAACAACAGAGAGGGAAAGUUAAGAAGUAGGACCAACCAGGGACGCCCUCCAACCACCCACAGACAAGUGUCGAUACAAGGCUCUGAGGAUGACUCUACUUCACAAACGUCUGUGUUGGAGAUCAAGUAUUGCCGCUCUAGUGCUAGGGCUAUGUGUGUACGUGACGUCAUACAGCACAGAUGCCUGGGUGUUGUGGUCCAAUCAAAUUUCAGAUUUCCAAGAUGGUCUCUUCAGAACUUGUUCCCGUCUAAAGGAGCCCGGCACAGGUUGGCAUUGCCACACGAUUCAAAACAGCACAGUUAUCAUAGGCACAGCCGGGGGAGCAAAUUUUGUAGGCAGAAGCUCCGAGGAUCUCGCCUCUACACGGAUCGGCUGGUCGGCCAUCUUGUUUUUCGUGAGCCCCGCCCUGCUGACAACCGGGGCGAUCCUUCAGCUGCUCAGCUCCAAGCCAUCCUCUGUUAAUGAUGAGAGUAGUGUGCUGUUGUAUUCUGCUUCAGUCAGACUAGACACUGGUCCCUGAAAUGUUGCCCAAAGGUCAAAUGCAUGAUGAGAUCGGAUCGGAUGGGGUUCGGUCCAAUAAUGGCUAUGGCAGUGCACACUCUGAAGUUUCAGUCAGCAGACCCAGACAGCUGCUUUGUCUCAUCAAAUUAAACCGGAAGACGACUGGUGUUUCUCGUAUUCCGCGUGCAAACCAAGGAGUUUAAAAGUAAGUUCUAAACUCCUUGGUGCAAACAAAAGUUCUGACCUUGACCCCGCAAUGUCCUGACACGAACUAGCCUUGUGAUUGGCUGUCAGUCAAUUUCCAUCCAAUUAACACGGUCAUAAGCCUGCUUGGGAAAGCAAGCAUGUUGUUUGGGCUCGGAGGAAUUGAUAAAAUCGUGGGAUUUUCAAA
This is a messenger RNA of Aplysia californica (California sea hare), 1424 nucleotides long. RefSeq lists its product as uncharacterized. The record is from RefSeq and is a predicted model, not a curated record. NCBI's taxonomy places the organism in Eukaryota, Metazoa, Mollusca, Gastropoda, Aplysiida, Aplysiidae.